This is a messenger RNA of Dendrobium catenatum, 1267 nucleotides long. Its product is annotated as survival of motor neuron-related-splicing factor 30. Gene Ontology annotation, biological process: mRNA processing. Gene Ontology annotation, cellular component: nucleus; cytoplasm. Gene Ontology annotation, molecular function: RNA binding. Bases 121 to 1035 code for a protein of 304 amino acids. Lineage: Eukaryota; Viridiplantae; Streptophyta; Magnoliopsida; Asparagales; Orchidaceae. The transcript has 8 exons. The record is from RefSeq and is a predicted model, not a curated record.
CAUAAGUUUCGAUUAAAAGGGCAGUUUCUGCUUCCGUUCCCCGGUCUUUGUCGGUCUCCCUUACGCGCACUCGCUCUCUCUCUCUUUCUGUAUGUAGAAGUGAGAAAUUUGAAGAAAAAUAUGCAAGGGGGAGAGGACGUGAGCAUCGAAGAGCUCGCUUCGAAUCUCUCCACGUAUAAGGAGCAGCUCAAUGAGGUGAAAAAACUAUUGGCUGAUGAUCCUGGAAACUUAGAAUAUGAAGACAUGGAGAAGGAGCUUAUUGAGGUUAUAGCAUUGACAGAGGAACUCUUGGUUACCACAAAGCAUGUUGAAUAUUCUAGGAGUGAUACUGAGUUGGAUGGAUAUGCUUCCCCUUCUCAGGGUUCCUCUCAGUUAAAACUGCGGUCAAGUGGACGCAGUGAACAAAAUACUGAAGAAUUUCAUAAGUUUUCUGUUGGCACCAAAGUUCAGGCAGUUUGGAGUGAAGAUGGGGAGUGGUAUGAUGCAAUUAUUGAGGCUUUCACUCCAAAUGGAUAUUUCGUUUCUUAUGAUGGCUGGGGAAACAAGGAAGAGGUGGAACCUUAUAAUGUUAGACCAAUUGAGGAGGUCCAAGUAAAUGCUUUGCUAGAAGCUGAACUACAGGCUGAAGCUACCAAGCAGGCCAUUAAAAGAAAGAUUGCACAAGCAGCUGUGAUGGACUUCCAGCGGCGUACAAUACCUCAAAAAUUACGCAUUGAGCCAACUGACCCUGAAGAUGUGAAAGCUGCUAAGCGCAAGAAAAUUCAUGCAUUUAAGUCAAAAGCUCGCGUUGAGCAACUCGAGGUUGUGCAGAAUAAAAGGCAGAAUGCUUGGCAACAAUUUCAAUCCGCAAAAGGAAAAACUAAAAAGAUUGGCUUUUUCUCGGGGCGCAAACGAGAGAGCAUAUUCAAAUCUCCUGAAGAUCCAACGGGCAAAGUUGGAGUAACUGGAAGUGGAAAGGGGCUGACGGAGUUUCAGAAGAGAGAGAAGCACCUGCACCUCAAGGGAGCUGCUGGGGAUGCUGAAGAUGCUAACUAACAGGUUUUGUGCUUCAGGGAAAUAGCUUUCUAUGCCGAACGUAAUCUUUGUAGAGUUUAUUAUAUGAUUUAAGUAAGUAUGGAACCUUUAUACUUCAAAAUGUGUUACAGUUUGAUCUGUGUCAAUUUCUUUUGAAGUUGGGGUUGCAGAUUGUAUGAUUCUCAUGGAUUUUGUUUGGCAAUUUAGUAAUGAUCUAUUCUGAAGCUGAGCUUAGUUUAGGCUUCGUUUGAGA